This is a messenger RNA of Dioszegia hungarica, 504 nucleotides long. Its product is annotated as putative ubiquitin-protein ligase. The record is from RefSeq and is a predicted model, not a curated record. Gene Ontology annotation, cellular component: nucleus; cytoplasm. The coding region runs from base 1 to 504 and encodes 167 amino acids. The transcript has 6 exons. Gene Ontology annotation, molecular function: cullin family protein binding. NCBI's taxonomy places the organism in Eukaryota, Fungi, Basidiomycota, Tremellomycetes, Tremellales, Bulleribasidiaceae. Gene Ontology annotation, biological process: mitotic cell cycle; SCF-dependent proteasomal ubiquitin-dependent protein catabolic process.
AUGGCAGAGGCAAAGAAAGACACUGUCGUCCUCCAGACUUCCGAUGACGAGCAAUUCACCGUCGAGAGGAAGGUCGCAGAGCGCAGCGCGCUCAUCAAGAGUAUGAUGGAGGACCUUGGAGCUCAGGAAGGUUCCCUCAUACCCCUCCCCAACGUGUCAUCUAGCGUCAUGGUCAAGAUCCUCGAGUACUGCGACCACCACAAGUCGGAGCCGCUCCCUGCGCCGGACGCGAACGACCAGGAUGACGCGAGGAGGAAGACCGCCGAGAUCGGCGAGUGGGACUCCAAGUUCAUUCAAGUCGACCAGGAGAUGCUCUUUGAGAUCAUUCUCGCUGCCAACUACCUCGACAUCAAGCCUCUGCUCGACGUUGGGUGCAAGACCGUUGCCAACAUGAUCAAGGGCAAGACCCCCGAGGAGAUCCGAAAGCUCUUCAACAUCACCAACGACUUCACUCCCGAGGAGGAGGAGCAGAUCCGCAAGGAGAACGAGUGGGCGGAGGAGUAA